CAGCGAUGUUCGUGAACGCAUCCUGGAUUGUAGUUCCGUUUGGGGGCGAGAAGCAGGAUGUUGUUGUUAGCUUCAGCGGUGGAUGAGAAAAUGCAGUAGUCCCACACAUUUUUGGAUGUUAUAAAGUAAUGGGCUGAUUUCCGCUUGUGUUCAAGAUGGCGAGAGACAGAAAGUGCAUCCUCUGUGAAACAGUCCAUGUCUCCAAGCAGGAGAUGGAUGAGCACAUGAGAAGUAUGCUGCACCACCGUGAGCUGGAGAAGCUCAAAGGCCGGGACUGUGGACACGAGUGCAGAGUGUGCAAGGUGACGGUGGUGAGCCUCACUGAUUAUGCCAGCCACAUUUCCAGUCCCACGCACAAGCAGAAUGUGGAGGCUGCAGAACAAAAGCAUGCCGGGAAUGACCAUGAUGAGUACUACUUCGAUCAGGCGUUGGUGGACCUGAUUGAGAAGAGAAAAGAACAUGUCAGAAAAGAGAAAGAGGCUGCUGCUGCAAAGCUGGCAAAAGAAGAAGAGGAUCGAAGGAGAAAGGAGGAGUUUCAGCAAAGGUUAAAGGAAGCUAAGGAGCAGUACCGGCUGGGAUGUGGCUGGCAGCAGCCAUCACAGGGGUUCAGUGGAUCCAGUCAUCACAAUUCUUGGUACAGAAACAACCGAUAUAAUGCCAGAGCAGGAGAGGCACAACCCUGGCACCACAGUAAACAGGGAAAGAGUGCCACUUGGCAUGCUCAGGAGCCUCCCAACUUUCAGAAAUGGGCAUCUGGGGGGUUUGCUGGUGGAAGCUUGCAUAGUCAGGAAAGUUUGGGCAACAAGCAGUCUGAUCAGGGGCCAAUUUUUGGUAAUCAACGAAGUCGACUGCCUUGGCUCAGCAACGGAGGCAGUAGCCACGGGGUCUAUGGUCGAAACAAUAUUUCCCUGAACCCACAAAGGGGCCGGCCCCUGAGCCUUUUCGGGCCUCCUAUGUAUCCACCUCCACCCAGUUUUUUUGCCCAGGCUCUUAACCAGGUUCAAAAUACCGGCACCGACCGGGGAGGUCAGCAGGCCGAUGGGCUUCAGAAUAAAGAGGGACAAACAGCAGAACCUGACCACAGCAGUAGUAAGAGCUCUAAGACCUUUGGUAGUAAUCCAAAGCUGGACAAAGCCUGUCGCUGGUCACCCUAUCCAGUCACAAAGGGUUUUGAAUCUGUACUACACAAGGAAACAAACCCAAACUCAUCAGAGAAGAGUCCCAAAGUCCCUAAACCCCAGAAGCAAGACAAGGCACCAGAAAAAAGUGCCUUUAGCAGGCAGUCUCGACCUGAACAGAAAUCAGGGCAGCUGACCUCGAGUGGACAAAGUGUGGAAGAGCAAGGGAAGCAUAAAACAAAUCCCCAAACCAAACUCAGUGAUAGGAGUAGCAGCAGCAGUAGUAGAAGCAGCAGUGCUCAGGGAGAUGGCCACCAUAACUCCACAUCUGGUCUUUCCAAUCAAAAGGCAAAUAAGCCAUUACAACAUAAAGAUCAGAAGAUGUCCUCAAUUUUUGGUCUCAACAAUGGAGCUAAACUCAACAAGGCCUCAUGUCAAGCGCAUGCACAUCAAAAGAGUGGAUUCAUUUCCCAGGCUCCACCACCUGUUGGGCCUCUUCAGUCAAGGAAAGAACGAAAGCUUCCAGAAACGUUCAACAAAGCCAAACAGAUUGUGUUAGAAAAGAGAGGCUCUCUGGAUAGCUCGAGAAACAACAGUAUGGAAAUGACACUGCACAUUGUGGAGGAGCAGCAAAGGGAUCAUGUCCAGAAUCAGAUUGGAGUGAACAAAGAAAACAGCUGUAAGCACAAUGCAGCUAAACAAAAUUUACCUGUCAGGUCAGAAAAGCCCGCAUUGCAGUCUUCAGACAGCGGCCAGUUUCUCCAAUCAUUGCAAGUUAGCACCUCUACCAUGGAGAGCUCAGAGCCUGCAGCCUCAAGCAGGGAAGACGAGGAGAACAGAAAGAAAGUGGAGAAGUAUUCAUGCCCAGUGGCACCAGAUGAAGCCAUGCAGGCUGUUGAGGCAGGGCAGAGCUCAGAGAGUGACAACUCCAGAAGUGGUGAAGCACAGACUGUCUCAGGGUCAAACACAUCAGGUCUGUCCAAACUUGACCUGCCUCCUGUGUUAAAACGUGACCUGACCAAACACAUCAGCUCCAAGAGCAAAACUGGUAGCCACGAGCCCAACCUGAACAUUGCCAGGCGGGUGCGAAACCUGAGCGAGUCACGGAGAAGUGACACAGAAAAGGACUCGGGGCUUAAACCAACUGUACGGCAGCUCAUCAGCUCCUCUGGAUCUCGACGUAAUGUAAACUGGGAGCAGGUGUAUCAGGAGGUCAGGAAGAAGCAAGACAAAGGAAAAGGCAUGCCAAGGUUUGGGAUAGAAAUGGUGCCAUGUGAACAGGAGGAAGAUGACAUUCCCCUGCUAGAGGGUUUCCAAUGGGAGUCAUUAAUGGACAUAUCCGCCUCGGGCGCCUCCCGAAAACGCUCCUUGUCAGAGAGCAGCCUCGCCCCUGCAACCGCUCACUCCCUGUUUACAUCCAUGAUGUCAAAGGAGACGGCACAAAGAGAAGGCCUUAGCUCAGAGCAGCAGGGAUCCUCCAUUUCUCCCAGUCCCAUAUACACUCAAGAGAACAAAGACAGUCAGCAUCAGCAAGAGGUAGAGCAGAUACUUGGUCAGUUUGAGGCUAAAAAAGAGAAGCAGCCAGACACACUUACAUCUGCAACAGUAAAGGCCCUUCAGCGGUCUGAUUCAGUGCUCGGGGACAGCAGUUCGGGGACUGAGCAGAAUGACGGACAGGGAGCAGGAAAGAGGCGAAGAGCAGCUGGGGAUGUUCAAAGUGCAGAGACCUCUAGCUUGGAACAUAAUAACAAAAGAAGGAAGGUCAAAUCCAAAAAAGAGCGUUUACAGAUUGACCAGCUGCUGGCUGUGUCUUUGCGGGAGGAAGAGCUGAGUCGCUCCCUGCAGACAGUGGACACCAGCCUGAUCCAGGCCCGGGCUGCACUAGAGGCCGCCUACAUGGAGGUGCAGCGUCUCAUGGUGGUUAAACAACAGAUGACUGGAGAGAUGAGCUCACUGAGAAACAAGCGCAUCGAGUUACUAAAAGGGAUGCAAGGUAGUAUGGAGGAAACGCCGCAGGUCAAACUGAAAGAAGAAAAGAUGGAUUCAGUAGAAGCUGAGCCACACGUGCCCUUCUCCACUACGCUUUCCUCUGUUACUGACACUGCUGCUGCUCCCAGUCCUAGCCCUGUUGCCGAGCGUGCCUCCCCUCCCUCUUCCAGCCUUUCCUUUAUGCCUGUAACUAUCAAGCAGGAGCCUCAGUCUCCUGUCCAUGUUAGCUCAGAGCCAGAUCCUGUGGACAACAUAACCCACUUUGCUCACAGCACCACUCCAGAGCUGCCUCCUGCUCCUGCUGCAGCCUCUCUACCAGAUCCUGCCCUUAAUUUCCAGCCAUCUCCUGAAAGAAAGCUCGAGCUGUACCAAUCGAACACAGAACAAAACUGGGAGGACUUCAGCGAACUUGCAGACUGCAAAGAGAGCCUGUCAGCACUGGUUGAGACAACUGAAAAGGCCAUACAGGCAACGCGGAACUCUCUCACCUUUUUGCCUGACUCUAAAGCGUCCAUAAAGCUUCUCUCAGAUAGCAGAACAGGCUCUGAGGUGGGCAGUGUUGUUGACUGUGCAGCCACACACUCCUUUGAGCCCCCCUCAGUCCCCAAUCUGCCUGCCUCUCCAUCUGAACUGAGGAGCGGAAAGCGUGUAAGGAAGCUGAAGAAGAGGAAAGAGUUGAACAAGGUCCAAGGGACAGAGCAGGCUGAGAGCAGCGACACAGAGUUAGAUGGAGAGGCCUUAAGGCCGAAGUGGCUUCGACCACGGAGGAGACCCAGUGGAAGCUCGCAGGUCAGUACCUCCACUCAGCCUUUAGAAGAUAGAGAGGGAGACAUAAACACAGAGAGAAGUGAGGAGGUAUCUAGGCAGCUUUUUCCUGCUGUCAGACUUGAGAAACUAAAAUUCAAGUCCCCCAAACGAAUGCCGCAGCUUCUCCAGGUGGCCCCCGCCGAACAUGCAGUGAACUUAGAUUCAGAGGAAAGUAUGGAGGUCACUGCAGCCUGUCAGCCGCCCCACAUGGAUGCCCCGAUUCCUGCUCCCCAUCCAGCCCAGUACUGUGACUCCUCAAGACCUGAGCCACGGAGCCUGGCCUGCAACGAGGUCACCUCCACCAGUGACAUGGAUGUGUGUAGAUCCUCGGAGAGUGACGUGCAGUAUACCUUCACUUCAUUUGACAAGAUAACGAAGACCUCAUCAGAUGCAUCAUCUGACCACGGUGAGGAUGAUUUGCCCACGGAGGGUGUGUUCGAGGGCCACCAGGAGGCAGUGAAUGCCAUGCAGAUCCACAACGGGCUGCUGUACACGUGCUCAGGAGACCGGACUGUCAAAGCCUUCCACCUGGUGACUCAUGAGUGUGUGGGUGUGUUUGAGGGUCACAGCUCCAAAGUGAGCUGCCUGUAUGUGUCCGCGGCUCCCGGUCUGCAUCAUCGCCUUUAUUCUGGUUCCAGUGACCAGACCAUUCGCUGCUACAGUCUCAGGACACGAGAACUUGAGCAGCAGUUCUCUCUGUCAGACCGAGUCCUCUGCCUCCACAGUCGCUGGAAGAUUUUAUACGCUGGUCUGGCAAACGGCACAGUGGUGACCUUUAACCUCAAGACCAACAAGCAGAUGGAUGUGUUUGAGUGCCACGGGCCGCGGCCUGUGAGCUGUCUGGCUUCAUCACAGGAGGGAGCCCGGAGGAUCCUGCUGGUUGGCUCUUACGAUAGCACCAUCAGCGUGAGAGACGCCAAGAACGGACUGUUGCUGCGCACACUGGAGGGGCACACCAAAACUGUACUCUGCAUGAAGGUGGUCAAUGACCUUGUAUUUAGUGGAUCCAGUGAUCAGUGUGUUUACGCACACAACAUCCAUACAGGAGAGCUGGUGCGGGUCUACAAGGGCCACAGUCAUGCUGUUACUGUAGUGGCCGUCCUGGGGAAGGUGAUGGUGACUGCUUGUCUGGACAAACUUGUCCGCGUCUACGAUCUACAGUCUCAUGAUCAGCUGCAGGUUUAUGGUGGACACAAGGACAUGGUGAUGUGUAUGGCUAUCCACAAGAACAUGAUCUACACAGGCUGUUACGAUGGCAGCGUGCAGGUCAACAAGCUGAACCUGAUGCAGAACUACCGCUGCUGGUGGCACGGCUGUUCGCUGGUGUUCGGGAUGAUGGAGCAUCUGCAGCAGCACCUGAUGAAUGACCACACCAGUGCCAACUCCCAGACGCUUAAGUGCCGCUGGAAAAAUUGUGAAGAGUUUUUCUGUGCACGCAACAACUCCAAGCAGGGGAUGCUGAUGCAUAUGCAGAAACACGCUGAGGAGGAGAAUGAAUUGGAGCCUUAAGGACUGGUGGUGGGAACUUUGUUUCUCCGAGCCCUCUACCCUUACCUGCUAUCUUUACCCUCUUAACCUCCCAUAUUGGGGGGGAUGUUCUUGGGACCCACUAAACCUGUCAAGCCUGAUGAGUGGCGUCUGACGACUCCAUCCUUUAUGUUCGGUGUUGGAAUCCAACCAAAAUACAAUCAUGAAAGGAGGGUUGGUUGCGCUGUUGUUGUCUUUUUUAUGUUCUACAAAACACGCCUUCCUCUCUCUCUCUCUGACCGACCACUGCAGUUCCUCUUUUCACUGACCAAAGUUAAGAGAAAGAAACACAUGACUUUUUUAUUGAAGAAACUUCAGCGUUGCCAGUAUCAGAGGGACUUGUUAUGCUUUUCUGUUGAAACAGACACAGAAACCAAUAGUCAUCUUCCAGAUUUGUUAGCUACAAUAUGGCAUGGGUUAAGAGAUGUUUUUAUUGUUGUUGUGCAGUUAUGUGUCAUGUCGAGCAACAGUUAUUUUCCGUUUCUUUUUGUUUUGUUUAAUUAUGUUGCCAUAAUUCACUCAAAGUAACCUUAUGUUUAAGAUAAUAAUGAGUGAUUUUAAAGUUUUCAGAAAUUCAUGGUGUAGUCUCACAGGUCGUGUUUUAAUUAAACGGUGUGCGUAUUUGUUUUGAAGACGUUUUUUUCAUUUUCAGUUUUGUUUUCAGAAAAAUCCAGUUGCUAACAAUCUCUCUUUGUUUUGUUAGCAGUUUAGGAUUACAUUUAUUUUUGUUGCUCAGUGAUAUUAAAGUGUUGAGGGAAUUUGGUGCAGUGUUUUGUGACUUGGCCUGAGGUUGCCAUUUGAGAAUUUAUAUUUGCAGUGAGAACAGAACCAAGACAGGGUGGUAGUGUGUGUUCCUACAUGUGUUUAUCUGUGUAGGUUUAUUCUCCCUAAGCGUUGAGUGUUUUAACUCCGUUUGGCGAACCCUGGGUGAGUGUGAAGUACUGUUUUUAUGACACAAUUUUCUCCUUAGAGAUAUUGUUUUUGCAAAUUUAUUUUAUAUUUGAAGCAUCGAGCAGAAGGCGCUGGAGCUGUAUUUUCCACAGUGAAGAUAGUUUUCUAAUGAAGCGUGGAGGUGAAGGAUGGUUCGAGGAGGUGUUCGAGGGAAGAGCAUGAAGGGAAAUAUUAGGAUUCAUCUCCCAUGCCAUACCUCACCGCCUAAAAACUGCCAAGUUUGUAACACGAAGCCAUUUUUUAAAGGCAAAUUAAACCAGUUUUAAGUAGUAUGAAAGUCCAGCUGAUGCUCUCUUUGGAAUAGUUUGUUGUGGUUACAGCGCUCUUGUUUGUGUCCUCUAUUUUUGAGGAUUAGUUGUCAGCCGAGUUAACCCGACGUUCUCACAACCCCCAUCUUCCAAACUUGCCUCAUACGCUCAUUUUUUAUGACUGAGGAAAGCAUGCAGUUCACCUCUUACCUGGCAUUCCUGAGUUUCUUCAAGUUUUUCAGUUAUCAAAGUUGUGAAGAGAUAUUUUUUAAGAAAGUGCAAUGUAAUACAUUGUUAAUAAUAAUAAAAAAAUGUUGCAAUAUGAUAAAA
This is a messenger RNA of Micropterus dolomieu (smallmouth bass), 6970 nucleotides long. It is a transcript of the gene znf106a, whose product is annotated as zinc finger protein 106a. The coding region runs from base 156 to 5423 and encodes 1755 amino acids. Gene Ontology annotation, cellular component: membrane; cytosol. The record is from RefSeq and is a predicted model, not a curated record. The transcript is spliced from 22 exons. NCBI's taxonomy places the organism in Eukaryota, Metazoa, Chordata, Actinopteri, Centrarchiformes, Centrarchidae. Gene Ontology annotation, molecular function: RNA binding; SH3 domain binding.